GAUAUACGAUGGCGUAUCGUUGCAAUCUUUGCGUGAAUUUCAUCGCCAUUACAUUGUCCUUUCUGCUUAACCAUUUGUAUCGUUGUCAUUCCAGCGAUCCGAACUUCCACGCUCUUUGUGGAAUUAAUGGCUGCGCGAAGACCUACAGGAAAUGCAUUUCUUUCCGAAACCAUAUCAUUAGAAAGCACGGAGAUUUGUUAAAGGCCGAAAAAAGUGGAGGAAACGUACAAGAGAUCAAUCACAACUCGAGUGGAAGUGAUAUGGAUGGUGAAAUAAAUGAAGACGACGAUGGCACCUACGAUUUUGCACCUUUGCCGCCGUUUGACUUUCAGCGAGUAUCGGAAGAAAUCCGUCGUACUGGCGCCCUACAUUUGUUGAGAAUGAAAGAUAAAGACAGAGUUUCGCAGGCAGGUAUCGAUUCUUUCAUUGAAAAUACCACCAGCAUAGUGAGAACAAGUAUAGAGAUACUAAAAGCCGGACUUAUGAACAGAUUGGAUACAGCCGGAAUAGAUUUUAGCGCAGUUCCCGGCCUGCCAGAACUUUUCCAGGAAGACAGCUUGGCAGUGAAUCCUUUUUCUGGCUUAACAAACGAAAACGAGCAAAACAAAUACUUUAAAGAUCACUUGAAUCUUGUGGAGCCAAGAAAGAUUGUCAUGGGACAGUACCAUAAGAAGGUGCGUAGAGGGAACAAGUUAAAGGACAUUAGAAAAACAGAUGAUGCAUACUACAUUCCAUUACUCGAAAGUCUGGAGCAGCUGUUGAAUGAUGACUCUAUUUUAGAAGAGAUUGACAAUCCACACAUAAGAAAUGAUGGUCUUCUUAGUGACUACUGUGAUGGAGACAUUUUCAGACAACAUCCACUUUUCUCACGGGAUCCCAAAGCCUUGCAAUUGAUUCUAUAUUUUGAUGAAUUUGAAGUAUGCAAUCCUCUUGGAUCAAGGGCCAAUAAGCACAAGAUUGGAGGCUUUUAUUACACUCUUGGAAACAUACGACCAGAAAAUAGAUCACACAAGAAUGCCAUUCAGUUACUUGGCCUAGUUACAACCAAACACCUAAAAAAAUAUGGAGUGGAACCUCUACUGAAUGCUUUUAUGCAAGAUUUGGCUCAACUAGAACAAGAUGCAGGUCACCAGUUUCUGAUAAAUGGGGAACCUCGAUCACUUCGGGGAUCAGUUGCUUUUUUUUGCGGGGAUAAUCUUGGCUCCCAGUUCAUUGGAGGAUUCAAGGAAGGAUCGCAGGCGCAUAGACCUUGUAGGGAGUGCAUGGGCGACAAAAAUCAGAUUAAGACUCAUUUUCAUGAAAGAGAUUUUGUUUUGAGAACCCGUGAUAGCCAUAACAGACAGUGCAUUCGACUUGUCAACAACCCACAUUACAGUAAGACGUAUGGUAUCAACUCUGAUUCUGUUCUGAACAAAUCAAGGUAUUAUCAUGUGGUUGGCGGGCUGCCUCCAGAUGCAAUGCAUGAUAUCUUGGAAGGUGUUCUGCAUUACAGUGUCAAAGAAACGUUGAAAGUAUUGAUAUUUGAAAAGCAAUUUAUUACAAUUGAUGAACUCAAUGAACGCAUCUCUUCUUUUGAUUAUGGCUAUCAAAAUGAUUCAAACAAGCCAGCACCAAUCCAGCGAAGUCGCCUUCUGUCAGAUGACCACACUAUCAAACAGCAUGCAAACCAAAUUUGGUGCCUGGCCAGAAAUCUGCCUCUUCUGAUUGGUGGUCUUAUUCCUGAUGAAGAUGAACACUGGGGUCUUUUCUGUGAUUUGCUUGAGAUAAUGCGCAUAAUUUUUGCACCAACAGUGAGUGCUAAUCAAGUGGCUUAUUUACAAGUUUUGAUUCAAAAUCACCAUGAGAAGUUUAAAGAAUUAUAUCCAGACUGUUCCAUAACACCCAAGAUGCAUUACAUGAUACAUAUGCCACGAACAAUAUUGAGCAUUGGACCUCUCAUACGAAGCUGGUGCAUGCGCUUCGAGGCUAAGCAUCAUGAAUUCAAGCGGCUUGCAGCACACUUGGGAAAUUUCACAAACUUGCCCUAUUCUCUUGCAAAGCGUCACCAAGAGGGUGUAUGUUACCGUCUUCAAACUUCAGAGGGCAAUCUGUCAUCUUUUAUCAAGAAAGGGAUUGAAACAGGACCAGGUCACUGCUGCUAUGCAGGAGAUGUGGACUACUGCAAUGUCCUUUCUGGGGAUAAUCCAGAAGUUACUAAUGAGACACCAAUAACUGAGUUGAAAUGGGUUUCUAUUCUUGGAACUAAAUACAAAACUGGCUGCACUUUGCAAAUUGACACAGAUCAGUACGACAAUCCAGUUUUUGGACAAGUACUGAAAAUUUGCAUUGUAGAUGGAAACUUCAGUGAUAUUUGCUUUGUUGUCUCAAAACUGACAACCACUCAGUUUGACAGCCAUUAUCAAAGUUUUGAGGUGCAAACCAUACACCCUAGAAGGAAACUGAUAGUUCACCACACAGACCUGGCCUCUUUCUUGCCUCUAAAUCAAGUCAAACCGUAUGGUGUUGUAACAAGAAAUAAAUAUAUUGUGCAAAGAUUUGACAUUGGAACAAUCAAUUAACGAAAGAUUUAAUUCGUAUGAGCAACAUAAACAUUUCAUUUGGUGCACAAAAGCGAUCAAUACAGUGUUGUUUUCUUUUUUUUCUAAUCUUGCUUUUGGUCUUUAAGGGGGAAAAUAUUACAGCUGCUGUUCAAUUACUGUAUGUACCCCUUUCAUGGAUUAAGUAUGUGAUGUCACUGAGAUUGACAAAGAGCUCUAAUUACAAGCAAAUAAUUUAUCUUUAUGCCCACAAAUAAUGUGCCCAAGGUUAUAAAAAGGGCUUGAAUGAUUUGUAUGUGUCUAGUACAGUUUAAAGAAAUUCACCAUUUUUCCAGUUUUUAACUUGUACAGUUUUAAUUUUCAAUAUCAUAAUGUAACAUGAAUUUAGCUGAUCUCGCAUGCAUUUUUGACUGGUUUAAAAUAAUUUCACAUAGGUUAGUUAUUGAUUUUUAAUUAUUGUGUAUUUUAGAGGGCCACAAGUUUAUUAAUUGUAUAACUAUUACAUGCUUUACCCUUGACAGUAUAAAUAAAGAUUGAUUGGUUGAUAAACAAUAUACUGUCUAUUUUAUCACUUUAUAAUGUAUAAUACUUUUCUCUCCACCAUAGUCUAGAAAUAUUUUGUCAUAAGCUUGAAUAAUGAGCUAGAUAAAAUUAACCAUAGAUUAUGUGCUCAAGAUUUCUAUGAUGUGGUAGUUGAAGAGUCGAAGCACUCGGCCAAUCAGAUUGCAGCAUUUCCAUUAGUGUUCAAAUAUUGAAAAUCUGGCAUUGUGAUGGGUUCUCCAUUAUUUUCUAUAUUGCAGUUAGAUUAUGAGCUCGUGAUUUCUAUAUUGUGCAGUAGGAAUCUAGAGUGAACAUGGUAACAUUUACUUCUUGAUAUAGUUUAAGUAACUCAUAAUUACUGUCAGAGUGCAAGGAGAUCGUCCAACAAAUGAGUGACCAAAAACCACAUUGUAGUGAUGACAUGAUCACUCUACGAAUCCAGUGGCUUUGAUGCAUUAAUCACAUAGAUUAAUUAAUAUAAAUAAAUACCUCCCAUGCAGUAAGAAAAAAAAUAACUCUCUUCCCCAAAGUAAGUUAUUUUAACUCUUCUAUAAGAGUUGAAGUAACUCCUCCAAAGUGGCUUCCAACUGAAAGUGAAUAAAAUUCACUCUCUGGUAGAGUGAAACUAACUCAUUCAGAUAGAGUGAAACUAACUCUUCUCACAGAGUAAAUGUAACUCCUUCCAAGGAACUCCGAAACUGAGUUAUACUAACUCUACUUGGCGAGUUAAAAUAACUCCGGCCUCCUGAUGGCUGGAAUUCAACUCCUACAUGGAGUAAAAUUUAACUCUGUUUAAGGAGUUAAAUUAAGGCCUAAAAAUCAACUCCUACAAGAGGAGUUAAGUUAACUCCACGGCGAGUAUUAUGAACUCCUUUUUGGGGUUAAAAUAAAAUUAACCCCACAAUGGGGGUUAAUUUAACUCGCUGAAAUUUACUGUGUGCAGCCCAAGCAUUAUGAGCAAAUAAAUUUCUGCAUAAAAUCACCAAGUAAGCACUUUCUUCUUUAAAAUUAAAUGAACGGUACAUGAGUAAGAUUUCCAUCUAUCAGUGACAAAAAUAUAACAAAUAGUAAUACAGACCAACUUUCCACCCCCUCUUCCCCGGAAAACCUGCUCCAAAGAAUCUCCUCUUCCUCUUCUUCCCGGGCAACUUGCUCGACAUAAGUGGCUGCUUCUUGUUUGUUUGCCAUCGGCUCCAAGUUUUCAUCGUACGGCAAAAAGUCAUCAGUUUUUGAAUGGAAGCUAUCCUCGGAGGCUACAGAAGACUGUUCCUCAGUGCUUUCAAAGGAGUGAUCCGAAAUUUGGUCUCUGGAGACACAAGCCAUUUCACAAAAACACCACAAAACAGACAACAACAGUGAUACAAAAGCAGCUAAAACAGCGACUGAUUGCAAAUGAACGUGAAGCCUUUGACGUCACAACCAACGAGUCCGCUGGAAAAUUGCAUGCUCAUCUGGAAGGAGUUUUCGUAAUGGCAGAUGCCUUUUAGGCAACUUUUAGAGCUGAAAAUUUUGAGGAUAGAAGGUUUGAUGUUCGUGUUUUUUGGCAAAUAUAGUUACUAGUUAACAUAAAUAGAUAUUCUAUGAGGAAACAUGCGCGAAAGAAAAGUAUUGAUUUUCGUCUCAGGGGCACUUUAAAGAUGUCCAAUAGCAAAAUGGUGGCGAGU
Molecule: messenger RNA, 4741 nt
Organism: Orbicella faveolata
Lineage: Eukaryota; Metazoa; Cnidaria; Anthozoa; Scleractinia; Merulinidae
Source: RefSeq, a predicted model, not a curated record